This is a messenger RNA of Gaeumannomyces tritici R3-111a-1, 462 nucleotides long. RefSeq lists its product as hypothetical. The transcript has 2 exons. The record is from RefSeq and is a predicted model, not a curated record. Bases 1 to 462 code for a protein of 153 amino acids. Lineage: Eukaryota; Fungi; Ascomycota; Sordariomycetes; Magnaporthales; Magnaporthaceae.
AUGCGCAUAGUAAUCCUCAGUCUUGGGCUGCAUGACGAGGAGGGCCCAGCUCUCGGCGCGCGGACGGAGGUGUUUGGACAGGGUCAGCCAGGAUGCGCUUCUCCGCCGUCUCCGUCUCCGUCCUGGCCGCUCGUCAGCCGCGAGGGCUACGAGUGCAAGGGGUCCAUCAACUGCAACACGUGGGUCAACUUCAUCAAGACGUGCGACCACGCCGUCAACACGGCGCUCGUGCGCACCGAUGCCGUCAACUACGGCGGCAAGAACUCGGGCCUGCGCAAGGGCUCCCGCAGCGGCAAGUGCGAGGUCUUCAUCGAGGGGCCCGCGAGCUGCAAGACCACGGGCAACAAGAUGUGGAGUGACUACCAGGACAUCCGUAACCACGGCUGCGGCCGCUGCGGCUUCAAGACCUGGGGCGAGGGCGACGAGUGCAAGACCAAGAUCGACUUUGUCUUGAGCGGCUAA